Messenger RNA from Drosophila willistoni, 773 nucleotides. Its product is annotated as selenoprotein BthD. Bases 91 to 639 code for a protein of 182 amino acids. Lineage: Eukaryota; Metazoa; Arthropoda; Insecta; Diptera; Drosophilidae. The transcript has 2 exons. Gene Ontology annotation, cellular component: Golgi apparatus. The record is from RefSeq and is a predicted model, not a curated record.
UUGGUUUUGCAUCGCAUCGUUAUUUUGAGGCGCCAUUUCCGGGAGGAUAUUUAAAGGAAUCACAGCGUUUUGAGACAGUUUCCAAAGAAAAUGCCACCGAAACGUGCAAAGAAACCGACCCCUCAGAACGGGUCCACUCCAACGGCAUCUGCAAAUGAGGGACUCGAUCCAGGAAAGCCAGUCCUCUAUAUUGAACAUUGCCGCUCCUGUCAUACCUUUGGCAAACGUGCCACCGAGAUACAUGCCACAUUGCAGGAACGCGGAUUGAAGCAACUUCAAUUGCAGCUCAAUGCCCUGGAUCGUCCACCACGACGCGGAGCAUUUGAGUUAAGUUUGGCCUUGCGCCCCACUGCAGAGGCAACCGAGCAGCAGGCGCUUUGGUCAGGUCUAAAGCGUACUCCGCGAGCUCAUAAAUGGCCCAAUAUGGAUGUUUUAUAUGAACAAAUCGUGGAUGCUCUGAACAAGAACCAGCGUCAGAAAGAAGAGUCAAAGAAGAAGGAGAAGCCAAAAGCCACAGCCACAGCUACGCCAAAGACAUCGAAAAAACGCAAAGCUGACACCAGCGACAACCUUGAACAACGCUUAACACGCUCUUCGUCGGCGAAGCGCUCAAAGAAUUCCACACCAAAAAAGAAGUAAAAUCUGGAAUUUGGUCUUCAGUUGCUGGAAUCCAAAUCAUGGACCAACUAGAAGAAGACUAACAGUCAUAUUUACAAUUAUGUAUAAAGUGUAUCCGCAGAUGUUACUAUUAAAUUUAUGAAUACAAUAUAUAA